CUGAAAGAGCAUCACUUCUACCAAACCGGCAAGAAAAAAGAAGAAAUGCAUCAAACAAGUAAAUAAUGGAUCUGGACACGCAAAUUAUCGACUCUGUAAACAAUUUCCUGAAAGUCGAUUCCAUUGAUGAGGCAUUUCUUAGCGUUAUUGUAUUCAAGCCAAAUGGAGAGCAGACGAAGGCACAAAGUUUUACAAAUGAUUUUGUCACUGCCUUUGGCCAAGUGCCGCAGGAAAAUCGGGAUCAAGUCCUGCGGGUCUAUCUGCUGCGUACCGCCAGCGCGUCCCAUUGUCAUAUGAAGGUGUUGAUGAAUGCCCUGGUUAAAUUGGUGGAUGCUCAUCACAUUACGGCAAGGGCACUAUGUGACAAGGUCUUGUCCUGCGAAAAAUUGGAAUAUGAACAUAAAAUAUUUUGGAUUGAAAGUUUUCGUUUGAUCAAGAAGGUGAUAGUCCAUGUAGACUACAAAGGUGUGAGGGAAAUCAUGAAGGUGUGUCGCGACAAGACCCAAUGGUUUCCUUUGAACGUAAAUGUCGCCUAUCUGCCCCAAUUGUUGGCCGUGGAGGAGAUCAUACGGUUUAUAUUCGAUCGAAAUAAUUGUCUAUUGCCCGCCUAUUUUAUAGCAAAUGAGAUUAUGCGUCCAUUUCCAUAUCACUGGAAACUGAAUAAAUUGAUGACCGACUUUGUGGAGGAAUUUCGAAGUACAGCGCAAAUGGUGUCGAUUAUUGGUCAUGCCCAUAUGCUUCCGAUAGUAGAACAUUUUGGCUAUGCGGAUCACAUGAUGAACUCCUGGCGCUUGGAUCAUAAUACCUUGAAAUUCACCUUUAAAGGAAGCCUGCCCUAUGAACCGGAACUUUUAGAAGAACAGCGUCUAUUGCUGCGCUAUGUUCUCGAGCAGCCCUAUUCCAGAGAAAUGGUCUCCCAAAUGUUGAAUUUACAGAAACAUCAGAAACAACGUUACAAUGCUUUGGAAGAGCAACUGGUUAACUUAAUCAUACAUGCCAUGGAGAUGACAGAGGCUAAUGAUACACUGGCGGGCAGUGGAUUUAAUGCCUGCGAUGAGCAAAUUACUCCAUAUGAGUGGGUUUGGUUACAUCUGUCUUCGCAGUUGAUUUAUUUUGUGCUCUUUCAAUUCGUUAGUUUUAUGCACAUUGUUUUAUCUUUGCAUGAGAAGCUGUCCAAAUUGGAGCUACGCAAGGGAAGGGAUCAACUGAUGUGGAUUUUGUUGCAAUUUAUCUCGGGAAGCAUACAAAAGAAUCCUAUUACAAAUUUCUUACCCGUGUUUCGAUUAUUUGAUCUGUUGUAUCCUGAGCAAGAGCCUCUGAAACUUCCUGACAUUAACAAAUCGUCUAUGGUUCGUCAUAUGGCUCCCAUUUGCGUGUGGAUUCAUUUAAUGAAGAAAGCUCGAGUUGAGAACAUGAACAUCACCAGACCCUUGCCCAUUGCCCUAAAGAAUCACUACGAUUUCCUUCAGCACCUGGUCACUCCUAAUACCCUGAUGAAUAUGUCUCUGGGUUCUGAUUUUCGUAUUAUACUUAUCUGCAAUGCUUACUCCACCAAUCAGGAAUAUUUUGGACGUCCUAUGAGCAUUUUACUCGACGCUUUAAAUGGCAAUUCAAAGUCUGCCAAUGGUGCACAAAUACCAGCAGUUACUUUCUCAGUGGCAGUCCUAGAUAGUUUAACGGUACACAGCAAGAUGUCCUUAAUCCAUAGUUUUGUCACCCAAAUGCUAAAACAGGCACAAAACAAAAGUCAGGUACCAGCGGCCGCUUUGUUGGAAACUUAUGCUCGUCUGUUGGUCUACACGGAAAUCGAGUCCCUAGGCAUUAAAGGAUUUCUAAGUCAAUUGAUGCCCACAGUAUUUAAGAAUCAUGCCUGGGCGAUGCUUCAUACUCUAAUGGAGAUGUUCUCCUAUCGUCUGCAUCAUGUGCCCACACAUUAUCGGGUACAGCUUUUGUCUUUGCUUCACUCUCUCUCCUCAUUGCCACAGACCAACAAAAUGCAGCUUAAUCUCUGCUUUGAGUCGACUGCAUUGCGUUUAAUCACCAGUAUUAGCUCAGCAGAGUUCCAGCCUCAAUUCUCGAGGUAUUUCAAUGAGAAAUCACCCGGAGCCGUUGCCUCCAAUGAGAGUGAAGAGUUGAAUCGUGUUUUAAUUCUCACUUUGGCACGUUCCAUGCAUGUACAUGGUGGUGGGGAUGAGUUACAGGGCUGGUGUAAGGAUUUCCUGUCAAAUAUUAUGCAACAUACGCCCCAUUCCUGGCCACUGCAAUCUCUGACCUGCUUCCCUCCGGCCCUUAAUGAAUAUUUCGCACAAAACAAUCAGCCGUCCGAGAAUAAGCAAGUGCUUAAGAAAUCCGUCGAAGAGGAAUAUCGCAUGUGGACAUCCAUGUCAAAUGAAAAUGACAUAAUUGCCCACUUUUUAAGGCCAAAUGCGAAUCCACUGUUCUUAUGUCUUCUCUUUAAGAUCAUUUGGGAAACUGAGAAUAUUAGCCCAGUGGCUUACAAGAUUUUAGAGCAAAUCAGUGCCCGAGCUUUGUCCACACUUUUACGCAAAUUCUGCGAUUAUCUAGUUGUUGAAGUGGCCAGCUUUUCGGAUGGUCGUGACUUCAUCCACAAGUGUGUGGAUACCAUUAAUAAUAUGAUUUGGAAAUUCAAUGUGGUCACCAUUGAUCGUGUGGUUCUUUGUCUGGCUUUGCGUACACAUGAGGGCAACGAGGCUCAGGUUUGCUUUUUGAUCAUUCAAUUGCUUCUGCUCAAGGCCAGUGAGCUAAGGAAUCGUGUCCAAGAGUUUUGCAAAGAUAAUAAUCCAGAUCAUUGGAAGCAAAGCAAUUGGCAAGAUAAACACUUGUCGUUCCAUCAAAAGUAUCCAGAGAAAUUUGCCCUUGAUGAAUCGGCAUCGCAAAUUCCCUUGCCCGUUUACUUUAGUAAUGUGUGUCUGCGUUUUCUACCCGUUUUGGAUGUUGUCGUUCAUCGUUUCAUUGAGUUGACCAUACCAAAUGUUCAUCAAAUCUUGGGCUAUAUAUUGGAUCAUUUAAGCAUUCUCUACAAAUUCCACGAUCGCCCAAUUACCUACUUAUACAACACAUUGCACUAUUACGAACGGAUAUUAAGAGAUCGACCAUCGCUAAAAAAGAAACUAGUAAGCACUAUUACCAGCGCUUUCAGUGAGAUACGACCACCCAAUUGGAGCAUCACCGAGCCCUAUAAAGUAUUUCUACAGAAUCAGGAUCUUCUAUGGACACCAGAGCUGGGUUAUUAUAUGAAUCUUAUACGACGAUUGGCAGACACAAUUAGUGGUAAAAAUGUGUUUUACACUACCGACUGGCGUUUCAAUGAGUUUCCCAAUGCUCCAGCGCAUGCCCUCUAUGUGACCUGUGUGGAGCUAUUGGGUCUGCCGGUGGCUCCUUCACUGGUGGCCAACAAUAUAAUCGAUGUGAUUGUUAAUGGUUAUGCGGUGAUACCACAAAAAGAGAUUCAUAGUUAUAUUAAUGCUGUGGGCAUUGUUCUCGCUGCUCUGCCUGAACCCUACUGGAGUGGCAUCUAUGAUCGCCUGCAGGAUAUGCUGAAUACCCCAAAUAUGUUGAAAUGGACGUAUCGUUUUAAUGCUUUUGAUAUGUUCAAUUUUAAGACGGUACGCGAGGCAAUGUUGGAGAAAAGUUAUGCUGUAGUUCUGGCGGUGGCUCAUGCUGUAUUUCAUCACAUGGGAGUCUUCAAAUUGGCUGCAAUGGUGCGGUAUAUCAAAGAAAAACUAAAGCCUUGUGUCCGCACCGAGCAACAGUUGCUAUAUCUAUGUCAUGUCUUUGGUCCAUUCCUGCAACGCAUUGAGAUGGAGAAACCCAAUGCAGUGGCUGGCAUUGGAAUACUGCUCUACGAGAUUCUGGAGGUUGUCGAUAAACAGCAUGGACCAAAACCAUUACAGUAUAUGGAUCAAAUAUGCGAUUUUCUUUAUCACAUCAAGUACAUCUAUGUGGGCAAUAUAAUUCGAAACGAAUCAGAGGCCAUUAUAAAGCGAUUGCGUCCACAGCUGCAAAUGCGUCUGCGUUUCAUUACACAUCUCAAUGUGGAGGAUAUACACACGGAAAAGAGUGUGGAAAACAAUCAACAUCAAUCUCCAAUGCAAAAUCCGCAACAACAGCAGCAACAACAACAACUUCAGCAACAGCAUCAGCAGCAACAACAACAGCAGCAACAACAACAACAACAACAGCAACAACAACAGCAGCAAUUGAAUCAACAACAGCAACAACAAAUGUUUAUGCAACAUAUGCAACAGCAACAACACAUGCAAAAUAUCGGCAUGCGUCACAAUUAAACGGAGAGAAGCAGUUAAAAUCAGCACACUUUUUAAUAUAAUUUAAUUUUAAGAUUAUUAUUUAAGCAAAAAGUAUCAUUUUAUAAGCAUAACUACAAUUCUUUUAUAAUAAUUUAAUAAUUUUAAAUGAAAAAUACGAAGAAUAUGCCGAAGUUUUUAAACCCUUGUAGUCCUUGGUCAAAAUGUUUUCGUAACUCCUUUUCUGUGUCUAAAUGUAUAAAUCUAAGUUGUAACUUGUGUCACUGUAAAAACUAUGAUCUUAGUAAAUGUCAUAAAGAUAAUCUAA
This is a messenger RNA of Drosophila willistoni, 4593 nucleotides long. It is a transcript of the gene MED23, whose product is annotated as mediator of RNA polymerase II transcription subunit 23. The record is from RefSeq and is a predicted model, not a curated record. The transcript has 14 exons. Gene Ontology annotation, cellular component: transcription regulator complex; mediator complex. Bases 66 to 4307 code for a protein of 1413 amino acids. Lineage: Eukaryota; Metazoa; Arthropoda; Insecta; Diptera; Drosophilidae. Gene Ontology annotation, biological process: positive regulation of gene expression; regulation of transcription by RNA polymerase II.